Molecule: messenger RNA, 961 nt
Organism: Engraulis encrasicolus (European anchovy)
Lineage: Eukaryota; Metazoa; Chordata; Actinopteri; Clupeiformes; Engraulidae
Exons: 3
Coding region: 140-961 (273 amino acids)
Source: RefSeq, a predicted model, not a curated record
UGUUGUCAAACGCCAAGUCCCGAUUUUUGCAUUUUAGGGGUUGUAUAGUCGUAUCAGAACGCUUGAAGUUAAAAAUGUUUACCUUUGAAGUCGCAAAACGCAAGAAAUUGCCUUUUUUUAACUGAAAAUGGAAAAAUGAAUGAACUUCCUGUCCCGCCUACGAGAAGUCGUGCAUGACGAUUGUGCUCGCCAGAUGCGCGUGCACGACUACUCUCCUGCCUGGCACCUGUCCGGCAGUGACGUGACCGUCAGUAUUAUUCAGGCGGACAUGGAAGAUACAAGUGCUGAUACAUCCUUUGGAGAGGAGUCGGGGGCCGGGCCCUCCACCUCUUCCAGGUCCAGAGGCCGUGGUCGUCCACGAAACCGGAGCCGGUCCACCAGGCGCAGGGGGGAUCUCCUCAGUCAGGAGGACGUGAGGAGAAUCAAUAACCUGCGCACUGAAAGGCUUGUGCACGGACGUGGACAAAUUCGACGCCUUUCACUCGAUCAGGCCCACGACGUACUGGAUGAGUGUUUCACAGAAAAUCCAGGCCUUAUUUUUAAUAUUUUGCGGCGCCUGCGAGACCCUCAAGCUGCCCCUCCUCCUGGCUCUGGACAGCCCUCCUGGUGUGUGUGUGGGAGGUGUCGGGAGAUGCCCACCCUGGUUGAGCAGAAGUGCUGCAGCGAGGUCAACUGUGUCACGCUACUGCCUGAAAUGGAGGCCUAUGUGCUGGACCAGGGUGGGCUCUCCUUAGCCCGCGUUCUAUGGAAUGACCUGCGGGUCCUGGUGGAGGAAGAGCACGACCGGGAGAACACCAGGCAAUUCCGCCAUGCGGCCUACCGCCAGUACAUUGCCUGGACAAGAGGGACACUGGGUGCAGGGCGCAGAGUGGUCAUCCCAAGUUGCUGCGUAUGGGCAAUAAGGGACAGGUUCCCUGACCCGGAUGGGCAAUACCGGGGCUUUGUUCCCAGGAGGGUGUAA